AUGCCGCCUCACGGGGGCCGGUUUCCCGGUCACAACCUCUCGAAUCCUUUCGCACAUCUCUCAGGCCCAAUACCACAGCAGCAACAGCCAAUGCACCAACAACACCAGCAGCAAAACAUACAACACCCAGGCUUCGGUGGCGGCAACCAGGCCCACAACCUGAAUCUCUUCAGUCAACAUCAAGGCGGCUUCCAAUCAAAUGCAGCGCUGGGCGGUGCGUUAGGAGCGGCAGGUCUGGGAGCGGCGGCAGCAAUUGGCGGGGCAGGCGGAGGGACAGGACUCGAUGGACAUGAAGCGCGUAUGCGCUUCGCCCAUGGCGCACAAAUACAGGAGAACGCAGCUCGUGGUCAAGAUGGCGCUAAAGGCAUCGCAGGGCAGCGGAUACGAGAAGUUUGGCGGUCAAACCUACAUCAGGAAAUGGAUAUGCUGCGCUCGCUCAUCGAUCAGUACCCCUACAUCAGCAUGGACACCGAGUUUCCCGGUGUUGUCGCACGACCUAUCGGAGACUUCAACUCGAAAGCCUCCUAUCACUACCAGACAGUGCGUUGCAACGUCGACUUGCUCAAGAUCAUUCAACUUGGCGUCACUCUUUUCAACGUCCAAGGCGACAUCCCGCCAUCACAUCUCGACAUCUCAGAACUAAACUACAAGCCAAAGUCGAUGCAGCGAUAUGCGAACAACAUCGUUGUCUGCCCAUGCACAUGGUCGUUCAAUUUCCAAUUCUCUCUCGAAGACGACAUGUACAACGAAGAGUCAAUACAGAUGCUAAAGAAAUCUGGCGCCGAUUUCGAAAAGCAUAGGGACCAAGGCAUUGAUCCUCAAGAGUUCGGCUCGCUGCUCACAACAUCCGGAAUGACUCUGUCCGAGGAUGUCAACUGGAUAUCGUUCCAUUCUGGCUAUGACUUCGCUUACAUGCUGAAGAUGCUCACUUCGAAAUCACUACCCGAAGAUGAGGACACUUACCGCAAGCUCGUUAACGUUUUCUUCCCCAAGUUACUGGACGUCAAGUAUCUCUGGCGGCACGCGAACAACCUUGUCAGGCGCGGUGUUAUCGGAUCGACUGCAACCAACAUACUCAACAACCUGGGCACAAAAUCAGGCCUUCAAGAUCUCGCUGACGAGCUUGGCUGCCAGCGUGUGGGAAACUCGCAUACAGCAGGCUCUGAUGCGUGGCUAACGGGUGUUGUCUUUUGGGAGAUGAAGAAGAAGAUCUUUGAUGGAACAGUUCCUGACGAGAUGAGCGGCCACAUGUGGGGUCUUACCGGCGUUGGUCCACCAGCCAGUGCGACGGCGCAGGCUGCUGUUCUCGCUGCACAGGGUGCUUCACAGGGUCUGACAGGCUUCCAACAAGGUGUCAACAACACUUUCUAUCCCGGUAACGCAAGACACGGUGUCGACGGACCAAGUACGCCCACCAACCACCCAGCGGGUCUCGCAUCAAACACCCCUGGACCAAGCGGCAUGAUGACACCAGGAGGAUACGGCGGAUAUGGCAACAAGUAG
Messenger RNA from Alternaria arborescens, 1503 nucleotides. RefSeq lists its product as hypothetical. Bases 1 to 1503 code for a protein of 500 amino acids. Gene Ontology annotation, cellular component: CCR4-NOT core complex; P-body; CCR4-NOT complex. Gene Ontology annotation, molecular function: nucleic acid binding; poly(A)-specific ribonuclease activity. Lineage: Eukaryota; Fungi; Ascomycota; Dothideomycetes; Pleosporales; Pleosporaceae. The record is from RefSeq and is a predicted model, not a curated record. The transcript has 2 exons.